CAGAAACCUUAUCCCCCGCCCGCGAUAAAUCUGUUGUGUCUCUCUCUCUCGACACGAGAACGUCGAGAAGAAGUAGUAGUAAUCCAAAAGCUCUCCGUCCGGAUUCUCUCUUUCAUCACCUCAAAUAACAAUACAUACAUACACCCGGAAGAAAGGAAGUCACAGUAAUCUCAGCCCAACCCACCAGCGAUCUUUUGGUUGCUUGGAAUUUUAUCUAGUCGUUAACAGUUAGUCGUACAUCUUAUCUGCGUUAUUCAUUCAUUCCCUUCCCCCACCGCCUUGGGAUGGUGGCGGUGGCAACUUCCUUUGAGUCGCUGCCGCUAAAUUACAUUUGCAGCAGCACCACAACAUUUAGGAGGCCUCCCGCCAGCCGAAGAUGGGAACCUUUUCUUCCAAAGCAGCUGAUGGACGAAACCACUCCGAGAUUAACAGGAUUAAGAACAAGGCGGCCAUCGUCGUUAUUCUUGUGUCGUCCGGUGAUGGCAUCGUUGGGAGGGCUGCUGGGUGGAAUGUUCCUCAAGGGCACUGACACUGGGGAGUCCACCAGGAAGCUUUACUCUCAAAAUGUUUCGCUCAUCAACUCCUUCGAAUCCAAGAUGUCAACCCUCUCUGAUUCCGAAUUGAGGGAAAAGACUUCCUUUUUCAAGGAACGUGUCCGCCUUGGUGAUUCUUUGGACUCUCUUUUACCUGAGGCAUUUGCUGUCGUGAGAGAGGCUUCAAAAAGGGUCCUAGGCCUUCGACCUUUCGAUGUGCAGCUGAUAGGUGGAAUGGUUCUUCACAAGGGAGAGAUAGCUGAAAUGAGGACUGGAGAAGGGAAAACACUGGUUGCUAUUUUGCCAGCUUAUUUGAAUGCAUUAGCUGGAAAAGGAGUUCAUGUGGUCACUGUCAAUGAUUAUCUGGCACGGAGAGACUGUGAAUGGGUUGGUCAAGUACCCCGGUUUCUUGGAUUGAAGGUUGGCCUAAUCCAACAGAAUAUGACAAGCGAACAAAGGAGGGAAAAUUACUUAUCUGACAUUACAUAUGUCACCAAUAGCGAGCUUGGAUUUGAUUACUUGAGAGACAAUCUUGCCACGAGUGUUGAUGAGCUUGUUUUGAGGGGUUUCAACUACUGCGUAAUUGAUGAGGUUGAUUCCAUCCUUAUUGAUGAGGCAAGAACUCCACUUAUCAUAUCAGGACCUGCUGAAAAACCAAGUGAGCGUUACUACAAAGCUGCUAAGAUAGCUGCUGCGUUUGAACGCGAUAUACAUUACACUGUUGAUGAGAGGCAGAAAACCGUGUUACUUACAGAACAGGGUUAUGCAGAUGCUGAGGAAAUUCUGGAUGUAAAAGAUUUGUACGAUCCCCGGGAACAAUGGGCAUCAUAUGUUCUGAAUGCCAUUAAGGCAAAAGAACUCUUUCUUAAAGAUGUGAACUAUAUUAUCCGUGGCAUGGAGGUCCUCAUUGUGGAUGAGUUCACUGGUCGAGUUAUGCAGGGGAGGCGUUGGAGUGACGGGCUCCACCAGGCAGUUGAAGCAAAAGAAAGCUUACCCAUUCAGAAUGAAACUGUUACCUUGGCGUCUAUAAGUUAUCAAAACUUUUUUCUCCAGUUUCCGAAACUUUGUGGGAUGACUGGCACUGCAGCAACUGAGAGUGCUGAAUUUGAGAGUAUAUACAAGCUGAAAGUGACAAUAGUGCCUACAAACAAAACCAUGAUAAGAAAGGAUGAGUCUGACGUGGUGUUCAGGGCAACUACAGGAAAAUGGCGGGCAGUUUUGGUGGAAAUUUCUAGAAUGCACAAAACAGGUCGCCCGGUGCUUGUUGGCACAACAAGCGUCGAGCAGAGUGAUGCAUUAUCAGAACAGUUGCGUGAAGCUGGGAUCCCUCAUGAGGUUCUCAAUGCCAAACCAGAGAAUGUGGAGAGAGAAGCUGAAAUUGUAGCACAGAGUGGUCGUCUUGCAGCAGUUACAAUAGCAACCAAUAUGGCUGGUCGUGGCACAGAUAUAAUCCUUGGUGGUAAUGCAGAAUUUAUGGCAAGAUUGAAGCUUCGUGAGAUUCUGAUGCCAAGGGUUGUUAAGCCUGCUGAAGGAGUUUUUGUAUCUGUCAAGAAACCUCCUCCCAAGAAGACAUGGAAGGUGAAUGAAAACUUAUUUCCAUGCACACUAUCCAAAGAGAUUACCAAGUUGGCCGAGGAAGCUGUACAAUUAGCUGUAGACACAUGGGGUCAAAAAUCGCUUACUGAGCUUGAAGCAGAGGAGCGGCUAUCCUAUUCUUGUGAAAAGGGUCCUGCUCAGGAUGAAGUAAUAGCUAAUCUGCGCAGUGCCUUUCUAGAAAUUGCUAAAGAAUACAAGUUCUAUACUGAGGAGGAAAGGAAGAAGGUGGUGUCAGCAGGUGGUCUUCAUGUGGUGGGGACAGAACGCCAUGAAUCACGUCGUAUUGAUAAUCAGCUGCGUGGUCGUACUGGCAGACAAGGGGAUCCUGGAAGUUCUCGCUUCUUCCUUAGUCUUGAAGAUAAUAUCUUUAGGAUUUUUGGUGGGGAUAGAAUUCAGGGUUUGAUGAGAGCUUUUAGAAUUGAAGACCUACCAAUCGAGUCCAAGAUUCUGACAAAAGCACUUGAUGAAGCUCAAAGGAAAGUGGAGAAUUACUUUUUUGAUAUUAGGAAGCAACUGUUUGAGUACGAUGAGGUUUUGAACAGCCAAAGAGAUCGUGUGUAUACAGAGAGAAGGCGAGCCCUUGAAUCUGACAAUCUCCAAUCUCUUCUCAUCGAAUAUGCUGAGUUGACAAUGGAUGACAUCUUAGAGGCAAAUAUUGGGCGCGAUGCUCCAAGAGAAAACUGGGAUCUGGAAAAGCUCAUUUUGAAACUACAACAGUAUUGCUAUUUGUUGAAUGAUUUGACCCCAGAUUUGCUGGCAAGCAAAUGUUCAAGUUACGAGGAGCUGCGAGAUUACCUUCACCUUCGUGGUCGUGAAGCAUAUUUGCAGAAAAAGUAUACUGUAGAGAAACAAGCACCGGGAUUGAUGAAGGAAGCAGAGAGGUUCCUUGUUUUGAGUAACAUUGAUCGCUUGUGGAAAGAACACUUGCAAGCUCUCAAGUUUGUUCAGCAAGCUGUGGGUUUACGUGGGUAUGCACAGAGGGAUCCACUCAUUGAGUACAAGCUUGAAGGCUACAAUCUGUUCAUUGAGAUGAUGGCACAAAUCAGAAGAAAUGUCAUAUAUUCAGUUUACCAGUUUCAACCAGUGUUGGUGAAGGAUGAGGAACAACGACAACAGAGAAAGAAAUCAGGCAACUCAGUUGCAAAUGGAAGGGGGGGUAGUGAUGGUAAUGACCCUGAUCCUGUUGGCAUUGUUGACUCGUCCUCUUCAACACCUGUCGCCAGGCCCCAGGCUACUUCAUGAAACCAAACGCGCAAGCUCAUCAAGGAAGAUUUCUCCAGAAACAACUCAGAUGGGAUGAUGGAUUAGAGCUAUAAGGAUUCUCCUGAGUUUCAGCACCCUCAUCAAGGUGCCCCCUGAUUUUUGUGUAUGCACAGGACACAAACAGAACCUCGGAAAAUGUGGUGGUCUCAUUUUUUGAGUCAAUAGAAACUAUACGACGUUCCCCAUUUAGCAAAGGAAAGUGGUGCUCCGAGUCCCAAGUCCUUCCUUGAAAGUGCUUCUGGAUCGAAAAAGAGGCACCGGAUCUACGAGUUGUGCAUAGAAUGUGGAUACAUAGAUUCGAGGCAUGUGAUCCUUGGUUGUAAACCUUUCUAUUUGCCGGUCGAACGAUACUUGUUACCCUUUUCCCAGUGAUCUGGGAAACGCAAGUGGUUAAGAUUCAUGACUAUCUACGCAAGACACAAUCAUGUACAGUACCUUGGUCAUGACUUGCUUUUGUUUCACUGUCACACAUUACGUUUAUUUUUUUUAUUAAACACAUUACGGUACUUUAAAAUUA
Molecule: messenger RNA, 3909 nt
Organism: Rhododendron vialii
Lineage: Eukaryota; Viridiplantae; Streptophyta; Magnoliopsida; Ericales; Ericaceae
Product: protein translocase subunit SecA, chloroplastic
Exons: 20
Coding region: 285-3371 (1028 amino acids)
Biological process (GO): protein import; protein targeting
Cellular component (GO): membrane
Molecular function (GO): ATP binding; ABC-type protein transporter activity
Source: RefSeq, a predicted model, not a curated record